AAUAAUGUAAUGGGCCGCCCACGUGACUCCAGGAAGGCGGAGACAGGCGAGCUGGAGAGAAGACUGACAGGCUGCCUGGAAGGAGGUGAGGAGGGGGUCGAACUGAAUAAUUGAGGAGCUGUUCAGCAGCAGCGGCUACCUCCAGCCUUCCUUUGCCACCGCCACUCCGCAUCACAGUGGGAGAGACAGACUCCGGCGCUGUAAGUGCAGACGACUAGCCACCAGUCCCCGCAGCCUGUUAAUCGCCUCCAGCCCUCUGACAUUCAUGCCCAGGAGAAGGCUGCUUUGGGUCCCUCUGGACCUUUCCUAAAAAGGAUAUCCCUACUCACUAGAUGAGUUCCAGAAGCACCCACUAAGGCUCCCAUAGAACCUCUUUCAUCAGUUGGCCUUCACCAAGACCCUAUCACACAGGAUGAGUGGCUUCCUUGCCUCCCUGGACCCCCGGCGGGUGCAGUGGGGGGCCGCCUGGUAUGCCAUGCACUCCAGGAUCUUACGCACCAAACCAGUGGAGUCCAUGCUGGAGGGAACUGGGGCAACCACAGCCCAUGGCACCAAGCUAGCUCAGGUGCUCACCACCAUGGACCUCAUCUCACUUGGCGUUGGCAGCUGCGUGGGCACGGGGAUGUACGUGGUAUCUGGUCUGGUGGCUAAGGAAAUGGCAGGACCCGGUGUCAUUGUGUCCUUCAUCAUUGCAGCCGUUGCAUCCAUAUUAUCAGGCGUAUGCUAUGCAGAGUUCGGAGUCCGCGUCCCCAAGACCACUGGGUCAGCCUAUACCUACAGUUACGUCACCGUCGGGGAAUUUGUGGCGUUUUUCAUUGGCUGGAACCUGAUCCUGGAGUACCUGAUUGGCACUGCGGCUGGCGCCAGCGCUCUGAGCAGCAUGUUCGACUCGUUAGCAAACCACACCAUCAGCCGCUGGAUGGUGGACAGCGUGGGAACUCUCAAUGGCCUGGGGAAAGGGGAAGAAUCGUACCCUGACCUUCUGGCUCUAGUGAUUGCAAUCAUCGUCACCAUCAUUGUUGCACUGGGGGUGAAGAAUUCCGUGGGCUUCAACAACGUCCUCAAUGUGCUGAACCUGGCAGUGUGGGUGUUCAUCAUGAUCGCAGGCCUCUUCUUCAUCAAUGGGAAGUACUGGGCUGAGGGCCAGUUCUUGCCCCAUGGCUGGUCAGGGGUGCUGCAAGGAGCAGCCACGUGUUUCUAUGCUUUCAUCGGCUUUGACAUCAUCGCCACCACUGGAGAAGAAGCCAAGAAUCCAAACACGUCCAUCCCUUAUGCUAUCACCGCCUCCCUGGUCAUCUGCCUGACAGCAUAUGUUUCUGUGAGCAUGAUCUUAACUCUGAUGGUGCCAUACAGUGCCAUCGACACGGAAUCCCCGCUCAUGGAGAUGUUUGUGGCCCAUGGGUUCUACGCUGCAAAAUUCAUAGUGGCCAUUGGGUCAGUUGCAGGACUGACAGUCAGCUUGCUGGGCUCCCUCUUCCCAAUGCCAAGGGUCAUUUAUGCCAUGGCUGGUGAUGGGCUCCUUUUCAGGUUCCUGGCUCACGUGAGUUCCUACACAGAGACGCCAGUGGUGGCCUGCAUUGUGUCGGGGUUCCUGGCAGCUCUCCUCUCACUAUUAGUCAGCCUGAGAGACCUAAUAGAGAUGAUGUCCAUCGGCACACUCCUUGCCUACACCUUGGUUUCUGUCUGCGUCUUGCUCCUUCGAUACCAACCAGAGAGUGACAUUGACGGUUUUGUCAAGUUCUUGUCCCAGGAGCACACAAAGAAGAAGGAAGGCAUCCUGGCUGACUGUGACAAGGAAGUUUGUUCUCCUGUGAGUGAAGGGGAAGAGUUUUCUGGCCCAGCCACCAACACAUGUGGGGCCAAGAACCUACCAUCUCUGGGAGACAACGAGAUGCUCAUAGGCAAAUCCGAUAAGUCAACCUACAAUGUGAACCACCCCAACUAUGGCACUGUGGACAUGACCACAGGCAUAGAAGCUGACGAAUCCGAAAACAUUUAUCUCAUCAAACUAAAGAAGCUGAUUGGGCCCCGUUACUACACCAUGAGGAUCCGGCUGGGCCUUCCAGGCAAGAUGGAUCGGCCCACGGCAGCUACAGGGCACACGGUGACCAUCUGCGUGCUGCUGCUCUUCAUCCUCAUGUUCAUCUUCUGCUCCUUCAUCAUCUUUGGUUCUGACUACAUCUCAGAGCAGAGCUGGUGGGCCAUCCUUCUGGUUGUUCUGAUGGUGCUGCUGAUCAGCGCCCUGGUGUUCGUGAUCCUGCAGCAGCCAGAGAACCCCAAAAAGCUGCCCUAUAUGGCCCCCUGCCUCCCCUUUGUGCCUGCCUUUGCCAUGCUGGUGAACAUUUAUCUCAUGCUAAAGCUCUCUACCAUCACAUGGAUCCGGUUUGCAGUCUGGUGCUUUGUGGGUAUGCUCAUUUACUUCGGGUACGGCAUCUGGAACAGCACCCUGGAAAUCAGCGCGCGCGAAGAAGCCCUGCACCAGAGCACGUACCAGCGCUACGACGUGGACGACCCCUUCUCGGUGGAGGAGGGCUUCUCCUACGCCACGGAAGGCGAGAGCCAGGAGAACUGGGGCGGGCCUGCGGAAGACAAAGGCUUCUAUUACCAGCAGAUGUCAGAUGCCAAGGCCAACACCCGGACAAGUAGCAAAGCGAAGAGCAAAAGCAAACACAAACAGAACUCAGAGGCCCUGAUUGCAAAUGAUGAGUUAGAUUACUCUCCCGAGUAGAAGUAAACACACAAGAAACGUGUAGAAACAGUGGUGAUUCCUUUUCAGUAACUUAAACCGUGGGCUAGAGGAUGAAAACAUUUUUGGCUCUCAUUUCAAAAAUCCAGCCUUCCCCAGAGUCAGUCCCCAGUCAUAGCCUGUCAUUUGCUAGUUUUGCUCUUCCGGAUAGUUCUGUCGAAGAGUUUAACCUGGGUUUCAUCACUGAUCCCCUUGUUUAAAAAAAAAAAAAAAAAGCUAAACCAGAGGCUGCAAGAAAUUCUGUCUUAGGUGUGACCAUCAGAGCUGAUGGCGGCAAGUGUUUCCUAGGCCUUUGCUUUGCUGGUUGAAUCUUUUUGCUUCUUAUGGAGACCCCAGAAGCAAGGGGCUCACUUUGGGAGCCACCCUGAGGCUGCAGCUCCUCCUGGAGAUGUGCCAAAGCAGGCAGGUGUGGGUGUGGGCAGGUGGACGUGGGCACUUUCUCAGCAAGAAACACUUGGUCUGAAAUCUCACAAAAACGAAAUCAUGGAGAAGACACAGGCUUCUUUUUAUUCACCAAGGUUCUCCCAAUCUCCAAACUCUCACUUUAGGAUCCAGCAAAGGUUAGGGACUCUGAGACCGUUUUCCCCAGAGGUCUGAGAGCUACCCUAAGGCAGCCUUGCAGACCCAACGAUGUGAUAAGAAGCACCAUCAAAGCACUACUUGAAUGCCCAGAAAAAAAAAAAAAAAAUUAAAAAAUCAGCUAACCAUCUCUUGCGGUGAAGGCCAGAAGGGCACUGGCAGAAAUUAACUCUCUGUCAUACCUUUUCUUUUACCAGCCUCUCGGCUCCUGCUGAUAUAAUGAAAGGGGGCAAAGUCGGAGCAUGAUUUCAUGGCAUUAAUAUGCCUUGAAGAAGUAGGUCGUUUGUUUUCUAAUCGGAUAAAAAUCUUUACAAGGAGAAGUGACCCAGCCGCUGCGAUCACAUUGCAAAUUCUAUUUCAGACUUCCAAAAUUAUAAAUUGCGUAGUUUGUUGAGAUUUGCCACCGCGUGAGCCAUGAGCCGCGGGGGCUUCUCUGAAAACAGAACUGUUGCAGCUCGGCUUGUGAGGUAAUGGCAUUCCAAGAGAUCACAUUUCACUUCUGAACCUUACUCUCAGAUAUGAGUAGCUUGCUUUUAGAUUACAUAUUUUGUCUGUUUUUCCCAGAGCAGGUUCACCGAAGCCCAGAAAAAUGCCUACCUGGUAAGGUCUGCAUCGGGCCCUAAGAGGGGUUCUUAAAGG
Messenger RNA from Lutra lutra (Eurasian river otter), 3964 nucleotides. It is a transcript of the gene SLC7A14, whose product is annotated as solute carrier family 7 member 14. NCBI's taxonomy places the organism in Eukaryota, Metazoa, Chordata, Mammalia, Carnivora, Mustelidae. Gene Ontology annotation, cellular component: plasma membrane. Gene Ontology annotation, biological process: amino acid transport; transmembrane transport. The coding region runs from base 413 to 2728 and encodes 771 amino acids. The transcript is spliced from 8 exons. The record is from RefSeq and is a predicted model, not a curated record. Gene Ontology annotation, molecular function: amino acid transmembrane transporter activity.